GAACGUUACCGGGGUUACCGGCUACGCCAAUUGCACGUUAGACUUAAACUGUUAGCGUUCGGUGCUGUGCGUGCUGAGUUGGCAGCGUUGGCAGUCUUGACGGCGACAACCGCGACAACUCUGUAACUGUACUGUAUAUCGGAUGGUACCGUGAAUUCAAAGUGGAAUUUAGUAAUGAAUGUACUUAAACGAUAUACUUAAAUAUUAUUACUUAAUGAACUAUGAGCGGGCAAAAAUUUCAAUAUGACGAAAGUGGCGGGACAUUUUUCUACUUUUUACUCUCGUUUCUGGCACUUCUCUUGAUACCUGGGACGUACUAUCUUUGGCCACGUUGUCCGAAGCAAGAUCCAGAUCAAGAGGCAAAAGAAUGUCAAUGCGAUGGGUGUAAAAAGAAAAAAAUUAUCUUGCAACUUAAUGAACCAUGGAAAGAAACCAAAGCAUUAUUUAAAAAGUUCCUUAUUAUUCUGGGAUGGGUGAUCCUUAUAUUUUUGGCAUAUAAAGUAUCACAAUUUGACUAUGAAAUGGCCAAUUUUGAUCCUUUUGAAAUAUUGGGAGUUUCUCCUGGUUCAUCGCAAAGCGACAUUAAAAGAGCUUAUCGUAAACUUUCUUUGAUUCUGCAUCCAGAUAAAGAAACUGGAAAUGAGAAAGCAUUUAUGAAACUAACCAAAGCUUAUCAGGCUUUAACGGAUGAGGAAGCACGAAGGAAUUGGGAAAAGUAUGGAAAUCCAGAUGGUCCUGGAGCAAUGAGCUUUGGAAUAGCUUUACCAUCUUGGAUUGUUGAAAAAGAAAAUUCUGUAUGGGUUUUGGGAUUGUAUUCAUUGGUGUUUAUGAUUGCUUUACCAACAGUUGUUGGAAUGUGGUGGUAUAAGAGUAUUCGUUAUACUGAUGAUCAAGUACUACUACAAACUUCUGAAAUGCACUACUUUUUUUUCGUGAAAACACCUUCGAUGUCGUUAAAAAGAGUCAUCAUGGUGCUUGCUGCUUCUUUUGAAUUUUAUAAAAGACGAAAUCCAGAAAUAGUUGAAAGGCACACAGAUUAUGAGGAAGUUUAUUCGCUGAUUAAGCAGUUACCCCAGUUGGGGGUAAAAAACAAAGAAGAACCAUUAUGCAAUUCGUAUUCAAUUAAAGCUAGAGCUUUACUUCAUGCGCAUUUAUCUCGUAUACCGCUAAAUCCAGAAACUUUGGAGAAAGAUAGGCAAUACGUAGUAAAAAAAUGUGCAUACUUACUUCAAGAAAUGGUCACUUGUGUCAACAGAGUGAUUCUAUUAGCUUAUGCUAGAAGAGUUCCGCAUUUACCCAGUAUAAAAACUGUAGAAAAUUGUAUGAAACUGUGUCCUAUGAUAGUACAAGGUUUUUGGGAAUUUAAAAAUCCUCUUCUACAAUUACCACAUAUAACUGAAGAUAAUUUAAAAUGUUUCUUAGCAAAAAAGCAUCAAAUCAGAAGUCUUCAACAAUUUGCACAAUUGAAAGGAGAAGAAAGAAGACUGAUACUUAGAAAUUUAUCAGACAGUGAUUAUGAAGAUGUUAUGAAAGUUCUUGGAAGUAUGCCGUACAUAGACUUUAAAGUGCGAUCUGAAGUAAUUGAUGAUGAAAACCCCACGGUUUAUACUGCUGGUGCUAUUGUAACUGUGACAGUAUCAUUAACUCGCAAAGACAUGAAACAGUUGUUUGGAGACGAUACUGUCAAGGAACAAAUAAUGAUUGAGGAUAGUAAAGUAGGUAGUGGCGAAGGUGCCGAAGAACCGCCAGAAGAACAAAACCAAGUUGUAAAGAAGCCUGCAUGGCUCAGACAAAAAAAAGGUCAAAAGAAGUCUCAUAAGAAAGGUAGUAGUAAAAAGUCUGCUUCUGUAAAAAAUGCUCAGUCACAAUCCCAGUCUGGCAAUGAGAAUGCUCAACAAACAAAUACUCCUAAUGCAAAGAAAAAAGAAGAUAAAGUAGAAAAAGAGUCUUCCAAAGAUAAAUUGUCCGAUGUUAGUGACAGCGAUAUUGACAGCGACAGAAGUGAUGACGAAGAUAGUCAUGAUAAAAAAGAUGUAUCAGUCGAUGAUGAUGAUACAGAAUGGGAAAGGUUUCAACAAAGAAUUUCAAAGAGAGAAAAAGUUUUGGAGGGAAGGAGCAAUUUAUCGCACGAAGUUCACUGUCCGCUCUUUCCAGAUGUUAAACAAGAAUAUUGGUGGGUUUACAUCUGUGAUCGAAAGAGUCAGACUUUACUGACAACUCCUAUUUUUGUCAAGUCAUUAGCGCAUUUUGAAGAAGUUCAGUUAAAGUUUACAGCACCACGGUGGCCAGGUGUUUAUACAUUUACUGUAUGUUUACGUAGCGACUCUUAUCUUGGCUUCGAUCAAGCUCAAAAUAUUAAGUUGGAUGUGAAAGAAGCACCAGAAGUACCUACAGAACAUCCCCAAUGGGAUAUUUCAGACGAAGAAACUGCAGAAGAUGUUGAUGCAGCUGACGAACAUUCCGAGUUCACAACUGAUGAGGAUAUCAGUGACAAUGAAUAAUAUCUGUUUCUCAGGAUUGAACCAAUAGAUAUUCAAGACAGUCUUGUUUUUUCCUGUUUUUAUUUUUUACUUCUGAAGUUAAUGUACAAUGAACUUUUAUACGUGGAAUUGCAUAAUCGUUGAUGUAUGUGGACAAUCUAGGAAAAUAGUAUGGUGUGUAAGAUUUCUCAGUGAAGAGAAAGUAAUAGUAAAUAAAAAUCAUAAUAUUUAUUUUAACAUUGUUGUUUAAUCCUCAGUUUAGGAUGUGUAUACAAUUUUUUAAUAAAAUAUAUCUU
Molecule: messenger RNA, 2776 nt
Organism: Dufourea novaeangliae
Lineage: Eukaryota; Metazoa; Arthropoda; Insecta; Hymenoptera; Halictidae
Gene: Sec63
Product: translocation protein SEC63 homolog
Exons: 12
Coding region: 222-2501 (759 amino acids)
Biological process (GO): SRP-dependent cotranslational protein targeting to membrane; post-translational protein targeting to endoplasmic reticulum membrane
Cellular component (GO): Sec62/Sec63 complex
Molecular function (GO): RNA binding; transmembrane protein transporter activity
Source: RefSeq, a predicted model, not a curated record